Plasmodium berghei ANKA is the source of this 705-nucleotide messenger RNA. RefSeq names its product conserved Plasmodium protein, unknown function. The transcript has a single exon. The record is from RefSeq and is a predicted model, not a curated record. Lineage: Eukaryota; Apicomplexa; Aconoidasida; Haemosporida; Plasmodiidae. Gene Ontology annotation, molecular function: peptidyl-tRNA hydrolase activity. The coding region runs from base 1 to 705 and encodes 234 amino acids.
AUGAUCGAACAAAAUAAAAUUUUAAUUGGUUUGGGAAAUGAAAUAAAAAAUAAAAUAGUUAGUAACUUCAAAAAGGGGGAUAUUAGUAGAAUGUAUUUAGAUUUUUUGAACGAUAAAUAUAAAUAUGAUACAUGGAUAUAUUUAAGUAAUAUAAAAUCUUAUAUUUGUGAAAAAAAUAAUAUAAUACUAGUUAAGCCAAUAAACCAAAUAAAUAAACAAAGUGGAAUUACUAUAAAAAAUAUAUUAAAUUAUUUAAAAUGUGAAGAUGCAAAUAAUGUGUGCAUAAUUAUACCUGAUAUAUACAGACCAAUUGGUAAAUAUAAAUACAAAGAGUAUAUUAAAAUUCAUGAAAAAUUAGGAUCAGAUUUUUAUAAUUUGUUAAAUAUAGAUAUAUUAAAAAAUUUAAAUAACAAAAAUUAUUUACAACUAUGUUUUGGUACAAACAAUUUACAAAACGAAAAAAUUAUGUCUGUUCAUUCGAACUUUCAAGAAGAUAUAAAAGAAAAUGAACAUAAACUUUUAUUAAAUACAUUUAAAUUAGCUGAUGAAUAUUUUAACAAAAUAAUUCUUAAUUCAAAUUAUAUAUCUACAAAUUAUAUCCACUUUAAAAAAAAAUAUCCAGCAAUGGAACAGCAAAAAAAUUUUAAAAUUAACACUUCAAAAAGACGAUAUAUUUUAGACAUAUAUAAGCAUAUAUAUAAAUAA